Colletotrichum fioriniae is the source of this 1554-nucleotide messenger RNA. RefSeq lists its product as uncharacterized. The record is from RefSeq and is a predicted model, not a curated record. Lineage: Eukaryota; Fungi; Ascomycota; Sordariomycetes; Glomerellales; Glomerellaceae.
AUGUCUUCGCCUUACACCAUCCCUUAUAAGGCCACUGCCUCGACCUUUGUGCCCGGCGCCGCCGCCCACCCCCCAGCGCCCCAAGAUUACGCUAGAGUGAAUAUGCGGAUAGUCCGGCAGCCGGCGGUCGCCGGACAGCCUCUUGCUGCUGACACUAGUCGCAGUAAUGCCCCGGUGGCCGUAGGUGGUGCCCCUCGGGAUGCCAUCCCGGCGAAGUUCUCGUCGGCGGUUGCGGCCGCUGCUGGCGGUGGCAUUGCCAUCGCCGCCCCGGGUGGCCUCCGGGGUGUUAGUGGCCCAGCUUCGGCUGGUGCUGCUAACAGCAGCGGCCAGAGUGGCCAUUGUGGUGAAGCUAUGCCCACCACCAGCACUACCACCACCACUCCCUUUGGCACUGACGGCUGUGAAGAAAUGGAGCAGCAGCUCCAGAUUACUCAGGCUGAGAAUGCCCGGCUCAAGGCUGAGAAUGCCAAGCUCAAAGCAGACAGUGCAAAAACCAAGGCCGAGAACUGGAAGUUGAGGGAGGCUAUUGGCACCGCUGGUCUUGCCUUUGACGAGAAUGAGAGGCUCCGAGCCGCAAUUCUCCGACUUCAGAAUGUGGGGUCUCAUCAAGUUAUCCAGACUGAGAACUUGUUCCAGCAGAUGGCAGACAUCCAAGGCCAGGCUCUGGCUUUGAACCAGGAUCGAGACAGACUUCGGAUUAAGAACCGCCUUCUUCGAGCUGAGCUUCGUCAUACAAUCAGGACACUUCUUGGUCUUCAUAGUGAGCACAUGGAACUCCAGGGCAAGGAGAAGGACGCCAAGAUGGGUGUUCAGAUCCUCACAGACACUCUUGCUGCCAUAUAUAACAAGAUUGUUGCCGACGCCCCGGACAUCAUGCCUUCUCUUUCGGAGCGUGUGCAGAAGACUAUCGAACAUGUCUACGAGAAUUGGAAGGAGGAGCAGUUUCUGCAGGUCUUUCACCCUGAGCAGGCGGUGCAGCAGACCUCGCCAUAUGAUCUGGUUCCUCGGCACACCCCGGUCCCUUCUCGUGGUGGCAUUGAGUUUAUCCCUCUUGAAGGUAACGAGGAAGAUGAAGCUGCCCCGAACGGCGGAUCUGGUACUUCCACAGUCGUGCCCCCUGCACCGCAGCCUCAGCAACUGGUGCAGCAUCAGCCCCCUCCCCACAUUCCCAAUCACAAUAUUGCCAAUCCGCACGCCAAUGGCUUUAUACCCGGUCAGACCAACAUCUUCAGGUUGAUCAUUGACUCCCCUGGUCAACCGUGGUAUGAGAAUAGCAUGCCCCAUGUCGACAGUCCUCAUACGCCUACCACCGGUGGCCCUGCCCCUCCCAGUGGUGGUACUGUCAGUCUCUCCGACAACCUCUACGAUCCUGAUACCCCCACCCUUAAUGGCACUACCAACGCCGUUGGCGGUCGCGAGGAUCCCCGCGAUGGCAUUACCAUGACCAACGACGAACCCGAAGGUCAUGAGGAUCUCCAGACUCCUCAGACUCCUCAGACUCCCACUCCUCUUCGGCACCAUGGAGCGAAUGUUCUUGGAACACCGGAUGAUUGA